AUGAACUACCCCUUUACCCUGGACUUAGACCUCAUGAACUACAUGGAAGACAUGUACAAGGAAUUCAGCAACUACAGUGACAGCACGGUGUCCCCGAUGGAAAACUAUUUCUGCUCCACAGCUGAGGGCCCCCUACUGGCCUCCUUCAAGGCCACAUUCAUGCCCGUGGCUUAUGGCCUCAUCUUCCUCCUGGGCAUGAUGGGCAACAUCUUGGUGCUAGUGAUCCUGGAGCGUCACCGGCAGACACGCAGCUCCACAGAGACCUUCCUGUUCCACCUGGCAGUGGCCGACCUGAUACUAGUCUUCAUCCUGCCCUUUGCUGUGGCCGAGGGCUCUGUGGGCUGGGUCCUGGGCACCUUCCUCUGCAAAACUGUGAUAGCUCUGCACAAGGUCAACUUCUACUGCAGCAGCCUGCUCCUGGCCUGCAUUGCCGUGGACCGAUACCUGGCCAUUGUCCACGCUGUCCAUGCCUACCGCCACCGCCGCCUCCUCUCCAUCCACAUCACCUGUGCCACCAUCUGGCUGGCGGGCUUCCUCUUCGCCUUGCCAGAGCUUCUCUUUGCCAAGGUCAGCCAAGACCAUCACAACAACUCCCUGCCACGCUGCAUCUUCUCCCAAGAGAACCAAGCAGAAAGCAAUGCCUGGUUCAUUUCCCGCUUCCUCUACCAUAUUGGUGGGUUCCUGCUGCCAAUGAUGGUGAUGGGCUGGUGUUACGUGGGGGUGGUGCACAGGUUGUGCCAGGCCCAGCGGCGCCCUCAGCGGCAGAAGGCAGUCAGGGUGGCCAUUCUGGUGACUAGUGUCUUCUUUCUCUGCUGGUCUCCCUAUCACAUCAUCAUCUUCUUGGACACCUUGGUGAGGCUGAAGGCCAUGGGCACUAAGUGUGAACUGAACAGCUAUCUCUCUGUGGCCAUCACAAUGAGUGAGUUCCUGGGCCUGGCCCACUGCUGCCUCAACCCUGUGCUCUACACUUUCGCUGGCGUGAAGUUCCGUAGUGACCUGUCUCGGCUUCUCACCAAGUUGGGCUGUGCCGGCCCUGCCUCCCUUUGCCAGCUCUUCCCAAGUUGGCGCAAGAGCAGUCUCUCUGAGUCAGAAAAUGCCACCUCCCUUACCACCUUCUAG
Molecule: messenger RNA, 1119 nt
Organism: Orycteropus afer afer
Lineage: Eukaryota; Metazoa; Chordata; Mammalia; Tubulidentata; Orycteropodidae
Gene: CXCR5
Product: C-X-C motif chemokine receptor 5
Exons: 2
Coding region: 1-1119 (372 amino acids)
Biological process (GO): G protein-coupled receptor signaling pathway; chemotaxis; immune response
Cellular component (GO): membrane
Molecular function (GO): C-X-C chemokine receptor activity
Source: RefSeq, a predicted model, not a curated record